GACGAAGACUCUGUUGAUGCUCCUAAACGCCAUGCAGAAUUUAAUCUAAAAGUAAAUAAUAGAAAAGGGACCAAGCUAGUGGCUACUGAUGAAGAUAGUGACUAUUACGAAGAUUUUUACGACGAUGAAGAUGAAAUUUCGGAUUACCAUUCGUCGGAAGAUUCAAAAAGCAGUAAAUCACUUCGUUACUCACGUUCAGCAAAAAGAAAAAAAUCUAAUAAAUUCUCAUUUGGAAAGAAAAAUAAUUACUGGGAAGAUGGGGAGAGGGGUGUAUGUAGAGAAAAUCAAUCACGUUAUUACACUCGAAAUAUCAAAGUCAAAAGUUACGCCGAAAGCGAAGUUGAAUCUCUUUCUGAAUAUACUGAAAAAGAACAGGAUAGUGCUACUUCUGAUGCUAAUGAAACGCAGAGCAACCAACUUUUAAUUGAAAAAAUUUGCGAACAUAAGAUUUUGAAAGAGUUGUUGGAGAGUAAUGAAUUAAAUUCAGAAGAUUAUAAGGGCGUUGAUUUAGAAACUGUUUAUUAUAAGAUCAAAUGGCUUGGCCAGUCUCAUAUCCACAACACGUGGGAGUCAGAAGAAGAUCUCGGUCAUAAGCUAGUGAAACUCGGUAAAUUACUGAACUACAAAAAACUUGUUGCUGAGCGCGACUAUUGCAUUCGCAACGUAUGGUCUAAAGAAGAUUGCGAAUUCAAUGCUAUUCAGAGGGAAAUGACUCAACAAGUUUUGAAGUCCCAUUUAAAAGUUGAGAGAAUCAUUAACUAUAAAGAAAGCAUUUCGGAAGAAACUGGAGAAAUACUUCCCUUUUACUUUUGCAAGUGGCUCGGCCUUCCGUACGCCGAUUGCACGUGGGAAAGUGUUGAAGAUCUUAAAAAUUUUCAGCAUUUGAUUGACGAAUAUUUAGAUCGAACGAACUCUCGGCGACUUCCGAACUUUAUGUGUCCCGUAUUGAGAAGGCGCCCAUUUGCUCGGGAAAUAACGAAACAGCCAUCUUUUAUUGGGUCUGCUAAGCUUCUAUUGAGAGACUAUCAGCUAUUGGGCCUCAAUUUUCUUCAUACUGCUUGGUGCCAUUCUUCCAACGUGAUUCUGGCGGAUGAAAUGGGGCUCGGCAAGACUAUCCAAUGUGUUUCUUUUUUGGGUUAUUUACAGUACCAGUAUAACCUAAAUGGGCCCUUUCUGGUCAUCGUUCCGCUGUCCACUAUUGUUGGCUGGCAGAGAGAAUUCAAAGCUUGGGUUCCCCAAUUAAACUGCGUUACAUAUGUUGGGGAUAGGCAAUCGCGUGAAAUUAUUAGAGAACACGAAUUUUACACGGAAAACGGGAAGCUCAAGUUUAACGCGUUGCUGACUACUUAUGAACUUGUCGUAAAAGAUGUGAAUCUUUUGUGCCGUAUCCAAUGGGCUGCGAUGAUUGUGGAUGAAGCUCAUCGACUAAAGAACCAUCUUAGUCAACUUCACACUUUUCUUAGCGACUUUCACACCAACUUCAUUAUUUUAGUGACAGGAACUCCUCUUCAGAAUUCUCUUAUGGAAUUGUGGGCCCUUUUAAGGUUUAUUAUGCCCAAAAAGUUUGGUAGUUGGGAAGAUUUUCAAGGAAAAUAUGGAUCCGAGCUUAAUAAAACCUCUCAAAUUUCUGAACUUCAUAAUGAUUUGAGACCUUAUUUACUUCGAAGAGUCAAAAAAGAUGUAGAGAAGUCUCUCCCCAACAAAGUGGAACGAAUAUUGAGAGUCGAGCUUUCGAGCUUGCAAAGGGAGCUUUACCGGCUCAUAUUGUGUCGCAACUACGCGGCUUUGAGCUCAAAAGGGCAGAAGAAAUCUUUCUCUAAUAUAAUUGUUGAACUUAAAAAAUGUUGCAACCAUCCUUUUCUUGUUCAGGAACACGAAACCACCAAUGAAGCGGACCGGUUAAAGGAAAUAGUGAAGAAUAGCGGAAAGCUUGUUUUGUUGGACAAACUUUUACUCCGUUUAAAGGAAACUGGUCAUCGCGUUCUUAUCUUUUCGCAAAUGGUGCGGAUGCUCGAUAUUUUGGCAGACUAUCUGACCCUGCGAGGUUUUACCUUUCAGCGACUGGACGGAUGCAUUCGCAACGAGCAACGGGAAAGAGCGCUUGAUCACUUCAACCGGCCCAAUUCGGAUGACUUUUGCUUUCUUUUAUCCACUAAAGCGGGUGGUUUGGGUAUUAACUUGGCCACUGCCGAUACUGUCAUUAUAUUUGAUUCGGAUUGGAAUCCCCAGAAUGAUUUGCAGGCUGAAGCGCGGGCUCACCGUAUUGGCCAAAAAAACGUCGUUAAUAUUUACAGGCUUUUAAGCAAAGAGUCGGUCGAAGAAGAGAUUUUCGAAAGGGCCAAGAAAAAGCUCAUUUUAGACCACGUGGUAAUACAGCGAAUGGACGCCUCAGGGCGAACCAUAUUAUCCAAUAAAAGAAAAGACAAAAUUCCCUUUGAUAAAGAUGAGAUGAAUUCCAUUUUAAAAUUCGGCGCCGAGAAGCUUUUUAGUGAAGAGGAAGAUAAAAAAGCCACGAAAAACUUGGAGGAACUUGAUAUCGACGAAAUUUUGCAAAGGGCGGAGACCACGCAGGACUGCAUCGAAAAAACUGCUGGAGAGCACUUUUUAUCCCAGUUCAACGUGGCGGACUUUUCCACGCGGGAGCUCGAGAAGAAUUGGGAUGAAAUUAUUCCCGAAAGUGUUAUUCAGAAAACUCAAGCGGACCACUACGAUUCCGAAUUUAUGGCUGUAUACUGUUUGGGCCCCCGAAAAGUCAAGUCUGUAGAGCGGUUAGCCGGAAGAUCGGACGACGCCGCGGAGGGUAGGAUUUUAAAGAGAAAAACAUUAGAGAAAAAAUCGCAAACUUUAGUGAAUAGCGGAAGCGAUUUUACUGAAUCGGAAAUAAAACGGUUUAUUAGAGCCUCUCGUAAGUUCGGGAACGUUUCGGUGAGGCUCGAUGACAUCUCUGAAGAAGCCGGUCUGCUUCACAAGCAUCCUUUGAGCUUACAGCAACUUUCUGAGGGACUCAGAACUGGCACAUUGAAGGCUAUCAAAAAAUUUAAUCAAUACGAUGAAGUGGGGAAGAACAAAAAUUUUAGUGACGACAAAAGUUUUUCCAAAAAACAGAAAAAUUUUGCUUCUUUUUAUAUGGGAAGUGCUCUCGUCAACGCUUCCGAACAGCGCCAAAGAGAGGAGGAUAUGGAUAUCUUAGCGAGCUGUAUUUCUUCUACUCAUUCCAUAAACUUUAGAUUACCCGCUUCAUUAAAAGCUACCGAGCGGUGGGACUGUGACUGGAAAAAUAAGGACGACUCUUUCUUACUGCUGGGAACUUAUAUUUAUGGAUUGGGGAAUUGGGAGGCUAUUAAAAAAGAUUCACUAUUUCAUUUGAACAAAAUAUUACCUGGUGAUGGCGGCAUGCCUCAAGCCACUCAUCUUUUUAACAGAUGUGUUAUGUUAUUCAAAUAUCUUCGGCAAAAAAAACAAGCCAAUAGUCUUUUGCAAGCACGAAAAAAGAUCCCCAAACUUCGUAAAACAUCUCCCUGCAAGGAUGUUGACACGUGCGCUCUCGAGCAAGCUGCACCUACCAACGAACUAUCGAAAGACUCUUUGCAUUAUUGCAAAUCCCGUUUGCGCUCGCAUAAAGCCACGCUAAGGUCACUUUCUAAACUGAAGCAAAAUGUUAUAAAGUACAAUUUGACGAGAGAAAAAGCGAAUGAAAAGUUUAAACAGUAUAUACUCGAGCUUGGCGACCAUAUUGAAUCCGUUUUAGCAAAGGAAAGUCCUUUAGAAAGUGAUCUUCAUCGCAGAGUUUUAUGGGAUUUUAUUGCCACCAAGUUUAUAUCAUUUUCUUCGGUAAGCGAGGAAAAACUCAUUAAAGUUUAUACUAAAGCGAAGCUAAAAAGGACCAAUGAAGAAGAAAAAUUAAAGCUCAACUAAUCAGAACUAACGGCGCGCUACCGGCCCGUCUUUGGUAAAUAUAAAGUACCAAAUAGGAAGUGCGGCCCAUUUUUUUUGCUCACAACACAACCAGCUCUGGAAGCAAUUGUUGACAG
Zophobas morio is the source of this 4031-nucleotide messenger RNA. RefSeq names its product chromodomain-helicase-DNA-binding protein 2-like. Gene Ontology annotation, biological process: regulation of transcription by RNA polymerase II; nucleosome organization. Gene Ontology annotation, cellular component: nucleus; chromatin. Lineage: Eukaryota; Metazoa; Arthropoda; Insecta; Coleoptera; Tenebrionidae. The record is from RefSeq and is a predicted model, not a curated record. The transcript is spliced from 39 exons. The coding region runs from base 709 to 3915 and encodes 1068 amino acids. Gene Ontology annotation, molecular function: ATP hydrolysis activity; DNA binding; chromatin binding.